Cuscuta campestris is the source of this 1409-nucleotide messenger RNA. The record is from the annotation of a GenBank genome assembly. Lineage: Eukaryota; Viridiplantae; Streptophyta; Magnoliopsida; Solanales; Convolvulaceae.
GCCAUCUGAUCGGGUUAAUCCCAUCAUUGGUGCUUUCAUUGAGAGAUAUAAUAACUGUGAGAUAAGGCUGUGAGAUUAUGGCCGGACGAAGGACGAGACGUAACACUACUACUUCCGCCCAGUCGACUCUUCCAGGUCCAUCUGGUACCAGGGAUAUCCCUGCCGGGCAACCCCGCCAGCGAAACGGCCGUGGUGGGAGCGAAGCGCUGGUCCGGUCAUUAGUGGAUUUGGAGGAGGACGAAGUUCAAAGCCAAGCCAGGGUCCCAGCACCACGGUGUCUGGGGCCGCCGGUACCGGAAGCUGGUGAAUUCCAAGAUCUGAGGCAGCAGAUCCAGGAGAUGCAAAGGAAGAUAAACAAGGGUCGAGUAUUCACUACCCAUACGAAUACUCCCUUAGCCCCGGAGAUCUUUGUGGAACCAUAUCUGCAGGGAUUCAAAAUGCCAUUUGUUAAGCGUUAUGAUGGGGAGUCGGAUCCCCAGGAACACAUAAACAGCUAUGUCCAGGUGAUGAUUGCCGUAGACUCCAGUGACGCACUCAUGUGCCGGUGCUUCUUGCAGACAGUUAAUAGCAAGGUCGCGGAUUGGGUCAACCAUAUUCCUGCCGGAUCAAUCCGGACAUGGGAUGAAUUGGGAUUGCGGUUCCUAGAGCAUUUUGCCGGGAACUUCCGUCCCAAGAAGCAUUUCACUCACUUGGCUUCAGUGCGACAGAAGCAUGGAGAAUCCUUGAAGAAUUUCCUUAUCCGAUGGAGGAAAGAGUCCAGGGAGGAGAGAAAGGAGGGGAAGAAAGAGAAGACUCCUAAAGAAGAGGAGAAGACGGGAAAUAAGAAGCCGUUCAAGAAUAAGAAGCAAGGCUUCCCGGAUGGCCCAAAGGGCGCAAGUCCUGGGACCUCGAAGAAGCAUAAAUCUGCCAAUCCAAUCUUCACAUUGCCGGUGACUGAGGUCAUGGCCCACGCUGCACAGCAGGGACUCAUGACUUACCCAACCUAUUCUCAGAAGGUCUGCAAUGUGGAAGACACUGGAAAAUGGUGUGCUUACCUUCGCAAGAAUGAUCACAACACGGAAGAUUGCUAUACUCUGAAGAAUGAGAUGGCAAGGCUAAUUCGCCGGGGUCAUCUGAAGAAGUUCGUACAAGAUGGUGACGCGGGAAAUCCCGGGAAUGCUAAAAAUGGAAAGCGCAGAGAUAAAGAAGUGGCCCAGGCUGAGGCCCGGGAGAAACACUUCCCUCCUUCCUUGUUUCCCCACCUGGGCCGUGCAUAACCCACCAAAACCCACCAUAAAAGAAUCCCCAUUUCCAACCAAAUAAGUGAGUCUCAUUUUCCACCCCUCACUCCCCACACCAGGCCGAAACACCCUACCCCACAACCUCACCCUUCUUCCUUCUUUUUAUUCCAUUAAAAUAAGUGGACAUUA